GGGCCCGCCCCGCACGUCACGGCGCCGGCGCUGUCCGCGCCCCGGUGCUGACCAAGAUGGCAGGUGGCGCCCGGGCCCCGGCGAGCGCGGAGCUGCCCCGGCCGCGCGGCCACUGAGCCAGGAGCCAUGUCGCUGCUCUGCGUGGGAGUCAAAAAAGCCAAGUUUGAUGGGGCCCAAGAGAAAUUCAACACGUAUGUGACCCUGAAGGUGCAGAAUGUCAAGAGCACAACCAUCGCUGUGCGAGGUAGCCAGCCCAGCUGGGAGCAGGACUUCAUGUUCGAAAUCAACCGCCUGGACCUGGGGCUGACCGUGGAGGUGUGGAACAAGGGUCUUAUCUGGGACACCAUGGUGGGCACUGUGUGGAUCCCGCUGCGGACCAUCCGCCAGUCUAAUGAGGAGGGCCCCGGUGAGUGGCUGACACUGGACUCCCAGGUCAUCAUGGCCGAUAGCGAGAUCUGUGGCACCAAAGACCCCACCUUCCACCGCAUCCUGCUGGACACGCGCUUUGAGCUGCCCCUGGACAUCCCUGAGGAGGAAGCACGCUACUGGGCCAAGAAGCUGGAGCAGCUCAACGCCAUGCGCGAUCAGGACGAGUACUCGUUCCCAGAUGAGCAGGAGAAGCCACUGCCAGUACCCAGCAGCCAGUGCUGCAACUGGAACUACUUCGGCUGGGGAGAACAGAACGAUGACCCCGACAGUGCAGUGGACGACAGGGACAGCGACUACCGCAGCGAGACGAGCAACAGCAUCCCACCACCCUAUUACACCACCUCGCAGCCCAACGCCUCAGUGCACCAGUACUCGGUGCGCCCGCCGCCCCUGGGCUCCCGAGAGUCCUACAGCGACUCCAUGCAGAGCUACGAGGAGUUCUCCGAGCCUCGGGCGCUCAGCCCCACGGGCAGCAGCCGCUAUGCAUCAUCGGGGGAGCUGAGCCGAGGCAGCUCACAGCUGAGCGAGGACUUCGACCCUGAGGACCAGAGCCUGCAGGGCUCAGAGCUGGAGGACGAGCGUGACCGCGACUCCUACCACUCGUGCCACAGCUCUGUGAGCUACCAGCAGGACUCGCCACGCUGGGACCAGGACGCCGAGGACCUGGAGGAGGACCUGGAGGAGGAUUUAGAGGAGGACCUGGAGGAGGAGGAGAUAGAGGAUGAGGAGCUGGAGGAGGAGGAGGCCGUGCCUGAUGACCUGGCCAGUUACACCCUGCGCGAGGAGCCAGUGGUAGCCGAGUCCAAGGACUUUAAGCGCAUGAGCCUCCCUCCAGCCGCCCCUGAGGAGGACAAGGGCCUGGCGCUGCCAACUGAGAGCUCUGACCUGGCCAAAGUGGCCCCCAAACCAACCACACCUGAGGAGACUCCUGAGCCUGAGCCCCCCAAGGUGGAGGAGAGUUUCAGGGCCCGAGAGGAUGAAGAAGGCCAGGAAGGCCAGGACUCCAUGUCCAGGGCCAAGGCCAACUGGCUGCGCGCCUUCAACAAGGUGCGGAUGCAGUUGCAGGAGGCCCGGGGAGAAGGAGAGAUGUCCAAGUCCUUGUGGUUCAAAGGCGGCCCCGGGGGCGGCCUCAUCAUCAUUGACAGCAUGCCGGACAUCCGCAAGAGGAAGCCCAUCCCCCUCGUGAGCGAUCUGGCCAUGUCUCUAGUCCAGUCCAGAAAGGCGGGCAUCACCUCGGCCCUGGCCUCCAGCACCUUGAACAACGAGGAACUGAAAAACCACGUUUACAAGAAGACGCUGCAAGCCUUAAUCUACCCCAUCUCAUGCACCACGCCGCACAACUUUGAAGUGUGGACCGCGACCACACCCACCUACUGCUACGAGUGCGAGGGGCUGCUUUGGGGCAUCGCGCGCCAGGGCAUGCGCUGCACCGAGUGUGGAGUCAAGUGCCACGAGAAGUGCCAGGACCUGCUCAAUGCCGACUGCCUGCAGCGGGCCGCCGAGAAAAGCUCCAAGCACGGCGCCGAAGACCGCACGCAGAACAUCAUCAUGGUGCUCAAGGACCGCAUGAAGAUUCGGGAGCGCAACAAGCCCGAGAUCUUCGAGCUCAUCCAGGAGAUCUUCGCGGUGACCAAGACGGCGCACACGCAGCAGAUGAAGGCGGUGAAGCAGAGCGUGCUGGACGGCACGUCCAAGUGGUCGGCCAAGAUCAGCAUCACGGUGGUUUGCGCCCAGGGCCUGCAGGCGAAGGACAAGACGGGAUCCAGCGACCCUUACGUCACUGUUCAGGUCGGGAAGACCAAGAAGCGAACGAAGACCAUCUAUGGGAACCUCAACCCCGUGUGGGAAGAGAAUUUCCACUUUGAGUGUCACAACUCCUCCGACCGCAUCAAGGUGCGUGUGUGGGAUGAAGACGAUGACAUCAAGUCCCGGGUGAAGCAGAGGUUCAAGCGGGAGUCGGACGACUUCCUGGGACAGACGAUCAUCGAGGUGCGGACGCUCAGCGGCGAGAUGGAUGUGUGGUACAAUCUGGACAAGAGGACUGACAAGUCAGCCGUGUCAGGUGCCAUCCGUCUGCACAUCAGCGUAGAGAUCAAGGGCGAAGAGAAGGUGGCCCCCUACCAUGUCCAGUACACCUGCCUGCAUGAGAACCUCUUCCAUUUUGUGACGGACGUGCAAAACAAUGGCGUUGUGAAGAUUCCGGACGCCAAGGGGGACGACGCCUGGAAGGUGUACUAUGACGAGACGGCCCAGGAGAUCGUGGACGAGUUUGCCAUGCGCUACGGCGUGGAGUCCAUCUACCAAGCCAUGACCCACUUCGCCUGCCUGUCCUCCAAGUACAUGUGCCCCGGGGUACCCGCCGUCAUGAGCACCCUGCUCGCCAACAUCAACGCCUACUACGCGCACACCACCGCCUCCACCAACGUGUCCGCCUCCGACCGCUUCGCUGCCUCCAACUUCGGGAAAGAGCGCUUCGUGAAGCUGCUGGACCAGUUGCACAACUCCCUGCGGAUCGACCUCUCCAUGUACCGGAACAACUUUCCAGCCAGCAGCCCAGAGAGGCUCCAGGACCUCAAAUCCACUGUGGACCUUCUCACCAGCAUCACGUUCUUCAGGAUGAAGGUCCAGGAGCUCCAGAGCCCGCCCCGAGCCAGCCAGGUGGUGAAGGACUGUGUGAAAGCCUGCCUCAACUCCACCUACGAGUACAUUUUCAACAACUGCCACGAGCUGUACAGCCGGGAGUACCAGACGGACCCUGCCAAGAAGGGGGAGGUUCCGCCUGAGGAGCAGGGCCCCAGCAUCAAGAACCUCGACUUCUGGUCCAAGCUUAUCACCCUCAUCGUGUCCAUCAUCGAGGAGGACAAGAAUUCCUACACCCCCUGCCUCAACCAGUUUCCCCAGGAGCUGAAUGUGGGAAAGAUCAGCGCCGAAGUGAUGUGGAAUCUGUUCGCCCAGGACAUGAAGUACGCCAUGGAGGAGCACGACAAACACCGCCUGUGCAAGAGCGCUGACUACAUGAACCUGCACUUCAAAGUCAAGUGGCUCUACAACGAGUACGUGGCCGAGCUGCCCGCCUUCAAGGACCGUGUGCCCGAGUACCCCACGUGGUUCGAACCCUUUGUGAUCCAGUGGCUGGAUGAGAAUGAGGAAGUGUCCCGGGAUUUCCUGCAUGGAGCCCUGGAACGUGACAAGAAGGAUGGGUUCCAGCAGACGUCGGAGCAUGCCCUGUUUUCCUGCUCAGUGGUGGACGUCUUCUCUCAGCUCAACCAGAGCUUUGAGAUCAUCAAGAAGCUCGAGUGCCCUGACCCCCAGAUUGUGGGACACUACAUGAGGCGCUUUGCUAAGACCAUCAGCAACGUCCUCCUGCAGUAUGCGGACAUCAUCUCCAAGGACUUUGCCUCAUACUGCUCCAAGGAGAAGGAGAAAGUGCCCUGCAUCCUCAUGAACAACACUCAGCAGCUCCGGGUCCAGCUGGAGAAGAUGUUCGAGGCCAUGGGCGGCAAGGAGCUGGACGCUGAGGCCAGCGACAUCCUGAAGGAGCUGCAGGUGAAACUGAACAACGUUCUGGAUGAUCUCAGCCGGGUGUUUGCGACCAGCUUCCAGCCACACAUUGAAGAGUGCGUCAAACAGAUGGGCGACAUCCUCGGCCAGGUGAAGGGCACAGGCAACGUGCCAGCCAGUGCCUGCAGCAGCGUGGCUCAGGAUGCAGACAACGUGCUGCAGCCCAUCAUGGACCUGCUGGACAGCAACCUGACCCUCUUUGCCAAAAUCUGCGAGAAGACGGUGCUGAAGCGGGUGCUGAAGGAGCUGUGGAAGCUGGUCAUGAACACCAUGGAGAAGACCAUCGUGCUGCCGCCACUCACCGACCAGACGAUGAUCGGCACUCUCUUGAGAAAGCAUGGCAAGGGAUUAGAAAAGGGCAGGGUGAAACUGCCAAGCCACUCAGACGGGACCCAGAUGAUUUUCAAUGCCGCCAAGGAGCUGGGCCAACUCUCCAAACUCAAGGACCACAUGGCACGAGAAGAGGCCAAGAGUCUGACCCCGAAGCAGUGUGCAGUGGUGGAACUAGCCCUGGACACCAUCAAGCAAUACUUCCACGCGGGGGGCGUGGGGCUCAAGAAGACCUUUCUGGAGAAGAGCCCGGACCUGCAGUCUCUGCGCUACGCCCUGUCGCUCUACACACAGGCCACGGACCUGCUCAUCAAGACCUUCGUGCAGACGCAGUCCGCACAGGUGCACGGUGGCAAGGGAACUAGGUUUACCCUUAGCGAAGACACUUAUCCUGAGAAGGGCUCGGGUGUAGAAGACCCUGUGGGCGAAGUUUCUGUCCACGUUGAGCUCUUCACUCACCCAGGAACCGGGGAACAAAAGGUCACAGUGAAAGUGGUGGCUGCCAAUGACCUCAAGUGGCAGACUUCUGGCAUCUUCCGACCGUUCAUCGAGGUCAACAUCAUCGGGCCCCAGCUCAGCGAUAAGAAACGCAAGUUUGCCACCAAAUCCAAGAACAACAGUUGGGCGCCCAAGUACAACGAGAGCUUCCAGUUCACGCUGAGCGCCGACGCAGGUCCUGAGUGCUACGAGCUGCAGGUGUGCGUCAAAGACUACUGCUUCGCGCGCGAGGACCGCACGGUGGGGCUGGCCGUGCUGCAGCUGCGCGAGCUGGCCCAGCGUGGAAGCGCCGCCUGCUGGCUGCCGCUUGGCCGUCGCAUCCACAUGGACGACACGGGCCUCACAGUGCUGCGAAUCCUCUCACAGCGCAGCAACGACGAGGUGGCCAAGGAGUUCGUGAAGCUCAAGUCGGACACCCGCUCUGCUGAGGAGGGCAGUGCCACGCCUGCGCAGUAGCGCGGGGUGGGGUGUAGUACUGUGCCUGCGCGGGUGGGGCAGAGUCUGCGAGAGGAAGCCUCGCCCCGUGGGAGCGCAUCCAGGAACUGAAGGAAGAAGCCACAUCCCCUACCGAAGCCACACACCCCAGCGCCCAAGGGCCUUUCGCAGGGCUGGGGCUAGCCGUCUCCCGUCCUCUGGAAAAGCCAUAGCCGGGUCCCACCCCACCGAGACCCAUCGCCAAGCACGGAGCCGCAGCCCCGCGCGGGCGGGGGGCGAGCAGGACUUCCGGCCAGUGGCGGGACUGACGUCUGCAAAAAGCAAUGGGGAGGGGGAAGUUAAAAGCACACACGCCCUUGGGCACGACCCCGGGGCACCCUGGCCUGCGGGGCUUGGCCUUCCUCCUUCCCUGCCUGCCCACAUGACGGACGCCGACCCUGAGGCCCGUUUUCCCAGUGCCAUGGCCCCAGGACUGAGCCCAGAAUGGCCCCCACGGCCCGACUGGCUCCUGGUUGCUGCUAAACCCAGGUCCCUGAGUUCCCUGGCAGGACCGGGCCCUCCUACUCCUCUGGCUGCCAAGAGAGACUCCUAGCCUCUGCCUUUCUCCGGGACCUCCUGCCAAAAAAGUCAGGAUUUAGGAUUCUCCCCCCCCCCCCAAUUCUGCAGGAAAAAAGAGACCGUAAACUGGGGCGCAUGUGUGCGCAUGCGCGUGUGGGCUGCAGGCUUGGAUCCCAAAUGCAUGCGGAACCCGCACCCCAGGCGCUCCGCGGUGCGCCCUGGCACAGGACUGUGCUUCCAGGUGGCCUGUGAUUGGGAGCUGUUACCUGCCGGAUAGCUUCCUCUCUCAAGGAACCUGCGGGAAAGCUCAGCGCGACCUCUGCACUUGCGUCUGUGCUGCUCCCCUUGGAGCCGACUGGGAAGGACUGCAACAUGGUCGGCGGAGCCGGAGCCUUGGUGAUCAGGCCUGGCCGGGAGGCGCGUUCAUGGUGCAGUGCGGAUGGCUGUGGUUGGAGAGAGGCGGCCUGAGAGAGCUGCGGCUGUCAGGCCAGCCAGGAUUCAGGAUUCACAUGCACUAACAAGGUCUUUUUAUUCUAAGAUGACCGGGGAGCUCCAAUGUCCACAUUUUAAUGCUGAGAGAGACUGGAUUCCAGGUUGCAAAAGUUCCCUUGUGGAGAACAGAUCAGUGAGAAGGGAGAGUACUCUGGGGGCACUGAAAUUGGUUCCUGGGGAGAUUUCAGGGUUGUUCUCACUAGACAAGAAAAAUCCUGCCCUUAGCUGUGCCAUGGGGUCCCAGGUUUAGCCGGCUCCAUUGUGCACUGCUCAGCGUCUCUAAGGAGGCUGCAGGGGAGUUUUGGACUUAAGGGGCGCAAGCUUGCCUCCCCGCCUGGCUUCCCCGCGCUUGUGGCAAACAUCUGGAAGAAAUGCCCCUGUGUGUGUCCGCCUGAGGGGGCUGUGCUGACCCAAAGGGCAGGGUGCCAGUUCUGUUGCCUGUGGGAUCCAGGCCCCAUUGGUGAUGGUGGUCGGUAGGGGACCUGGAGCCUCCAUCACCAGGAGGGAGUGGGAGGUUUGAAAUCCAGGCCGCACAGGGCUGGGGGUGUUGGGGGGCAGGAACUCGGGGACUGGAGGAUGACUGGGAGCUGAGCUGCUGGGAAAAUCGAGAAUUAUCAGAGAUUCUAUAGGAGUCUUUUGGCUUAAGUCCUCCGAGAACACACGUUAGCGUGUUUCCCCAGAACCAGUGAGGGCUUCUGUAGCGAAAUUCAGGGGUGUUGUAUGAAUUUUUCUGACACCCAGGUUAGAACUGCUUUUGAAAUUUCCUUCCCCUUUUCUUUAUCCAGAGAACUCCUAUUCAUCCUCCAAAACUCAUUGCAAAAGUCCCUUUCUGUGCAGGACCAUCUCUGUGUCCCUCCCAACCCUGAUGCUGAAAGACUGGGAAAGCAGGUGUGGGGUGCUUCUCUUAGCAUGCAGCCAAGGCCUCAGGAUGCUGGGAGGGUGUACACUGUCCUGCCUGGGCUCCCACAAACUGAGCAUCAGGCGGAGGCACUUGAGCCCCAGGGCACAGUGGGGUGCAAAGGCCCAGGGAGGCAAUAGAUUGCAACUGUGUUCUGGGAAGGGGAAGGGCCUGGCCCAGAACUCCGAGGGAUGCUCGCCCGCCCAGGCUGGUGCAGUGGCUCUAGGCCCUGCUUUGUUUGGAGGUUUGACAUGCUAGGAGGUGGGCUCGGACCUCCUGGGGUUAGAGAGAGGAUGAGAAGGUAUGAGGGAGGCAGGGAAGAAGGUUGAUGUGGGUGGACACAAGGGACAGAGCCUGCGCCCCACUCCCAAGAUGAACAGAGACCAAGGGGAGAGACAGGAAAGCUGUAUGGGUGGAGAUGUCCAAGGAGAGGCUGAUGCAGGAGAGUCCUGGGAGGACACCGAGCUCCUGUUGCCCCAACCUGCCCUUGGCAGAGCCGCACACAAUCGGGAGGUGCCAGCUGCACCCCAGUUCCCGGCCCAGACUGAGUCCCCUCCCCAUCAGACACGCAAAAAACUCAACCCCCACCCGAAGGCCUCAGGCCCUCUGGGCUGGGCUUGGCCUGCACUUUCCCUGUGUGUCCAUCCGCACCCAGGGGGCCGAGGCAAGGGGCACGGCCUUUCCUAAGAAUCGUUAAGGACCAAAGUCGUCUUCGCUGACAGCUGUCGCUUUUCUCUUCGCCUUUUCCUUUUUUAAGAGAAAUCAAAUUGAGUGUCCAGUGAGACCCCGCUCUGCAGUUGCGGCAAUGGCCGCCCUCAUCCUCACCCGCCCGCAUGUGAUCGUCCAUGCGUGUCUGCAAUCCUCUGACUCUGUGUUUUUCUUCUCUUGAUACCUUGUGGGUCCAGCGUCCCCAGACACACACUCACUUGCUCCCUAUAAAUACUCAACUUGGGACCCAAGUUCAGCAAAUGACAAGUGCUCAUGAAUGCAUGGUGUUGAGAUGUUUUGCACUACUCUGACUUUUUGGUCUCUGUAAAAAUAUUUUAUUAACAGCAGACAUUAAAAAAAAAAACAAAAAAAGCA
Molecule: messenger RNA, 8284 nt
Organism: Cavia porcellus (domestic guinea pig)
Lineage: Eukaryota; Metazoa; Chordata; Mammalia; Rodentia; Caviidae
Gene: Unc13a
Product: unc-13 homolog A
Exons: 45
Coding region: 127-5274 (1715 amino acids)
Biological process (GO): synaptic vesicle maturation; synaptic vesicle priming; dense core granule priming
Cellular component (GO): presynaptic active zone cytoplasmic component; neuromuscular junction; synaptic vesicle membrane
Molecular function (GO): diacylglycerol binding; phospholipid binding; syntaxin-1 binding
Source: RefSeq, a predicted model, not a curated record